Perkinsus marinus ATCC 50983 is the source of this 498-nucleotide messenger RNA. Its product is annotated as hydroxyproline-rich glycoprotein precursor, putative. Bases 1 to 498 code for a protein of 165 amino acids. The transcript is spliced from 7 exons. The record is from RefSeq and is a predicted model, not a curated record. Lineage: Eukaryota; Perkinsozoa; Perkinsida; Perkinsidae.
AUGAGUUUCGACAAGAAUGUUGCGAUUGGCUACGAGAUCACCAAGAUGUGGCCAAUCUCAGCGCUGCCGAGAAUUGAAGAUAAGAAUAUUGAAGUCGACGAAAAGCAAAGAGUAGAGAGCGAGGUCAAAAAGAGGUUGGAUAAUUUCGUGGCGAGUGACGAUUUUAAGAAGCGAUUGGAUGCAGAGAAGCAGAAGGAGAGGGCGAAAGCUCUUGAGAAAGUUGUGCUCGAGAUCGCCUCUGAAAAACGGCAGUUGAUUGCUGAAUUUAAAUCCAAGUUGGAAGAAAAACAACGUAGUAGUGAUGAGCUCGAGAAAAUUAUGGAGGACAACGCUCGUCGGGCAAAGGAAGAGCAACAACGUUUGGCAGCAGAAGCGGCAAGUCGGAGAGAAGAACGAGUCCGUGAGCUGAGGAGGAUCGAGAUGGAGAGAAACCGACGGAAACGUGUCGAGGAACUCCAACAAGAGAAGACGAGGGAAGGGGAUGAAUUCAUUUUCUAA